UACACACCUAUAUAUAUAACGCAAACUCUCUCAUAGAUUCACCUUCAACCAAGCUGCGCCUCCUCAAUCUUCCAGAAUUUCUAGGGUUUAAUCAGAGACCGGCGCUCACAACAAUGGUUCUUCAAAAUGACAUUGAUCUGUUGAAUCCACCUGCUGAACUCGAAAAGAGGAAGCACAAACUCAAAAGACUUGUUCCUUCCCCUAAUUCCUUCUUCAUGGAUGUUAAGUGCCAAGGCUGCUUUAACAUCACAACUGUAUUCAGUCACUCCCAAACCGUUGUUGUUUGUGGUAACUGUCAGCAGGUGUUGUGCCAACCAACUGGUGGGAAAGCAAGACUAACAGAGGGAUGCUCCUUCAGAAAGAAGGGAGAUUAGUUAUGAAUCUAUUAUGUUUUUUUGAGAUUUAGUUUUAAUGAAAUUUUGGGGUUGGAUUUGAUUAUGACUAUAUUUUAAUUUUAAUUACAAUGUAUUGAAUGAUUCAGUGGAACUCGUUUGUUUUGUGUUUAUGCAUUUGUUAUCUUCAAGUUGAAAGGAUUUUUGAGUA
This is a messenger RNA of Trifolium pratense (red clover), 543 nucleotides long. RefSeq names its product 40S ribosomal protein S27-2-like. Gene Ontology annotation, biological process: translation; ribosomal small subunit assembly. The record is from RefSeq and is a predicted model, not a curated record. Gene Ontology annotation, molecular function: RNA binding; structural constituent of ribosome. Bases 114 to 374 code for a protein of 86 amino acids. Gene Ontology annotation, cellular component: cytosolic small ribosomal subunit; ribosome. NCBI's taxonomy places the organism in Eukaryota, Viridiplantae, Streptophyta, Magnoliopsida, Fabales, Fabaceae. The transcript has 4 exons.